AUGAAUCCAGGUUCCGCGCCAUCUGGCGGCCCUGCAACCCGUCCUCCUGGCGCUCCUCCUAUGAUCAGACGCAAGAAGCCUAUGUCUGAUCCCUUUUUCAAAGGCCCCAGGAGCAAGCCUGCUGCAACCAAGCCUCAACUGAACGGCCACUUGACUCCUCCCGUGAAUGUGAACCUGAACAUCAACGGCCAUCCACCUCCCAAGUCGCAACCCAUGAACGCACUUGCCCCACGCGCGUCCUCUCCGACUAUAGCAACUAUCCCAGAUCGCGAGCGCGUGAGCGGCUUCAGUGACCCUCGAGUUACGGCCGAAGGAAUAUCCUAUACAGACUACAAAUUGGUGACAACAAAGAGAGAUCUGCUCAAUGGCCUCAGGUAUCAUAUCCUCCAGCUGGCCGGCGACAAACCCAUAGAUAUUCGCAAUGAGUCCGAAUUUCCCAAGCCAGUUCGUCUGCAUCGACGCGAUCCUCGCGCCCCGCCCCCAGGACAACAGCAGGAAAAGAAGGAGGAGGAGCAAGUAGAACCAAAAGAUGGGCUCAACGCCGCAGAAAGAGAAGAGUUGAAUCGGCGGAAAGAAGUUCGACAGAAAGAGCGCGAGGCGAAUCUGGCGCAAAUCGCCCCGUCCCAAAAUACCGGCAAGAAAAUGAACUUCAAAAAGAAAACUCAACAAGUCUUCCGACCAGACUUCUCAGCCGAAGAGAAACGCCGGAUCCAGACCAACUACGAGGAGAAGCUGCCAUGGCAUCUCGAGGAUUUCGACAACAAGCAUUGCUUCAUUGGGCAUCAUCAAAUCGGCUCUGUGAGCUCCAAUGCCGCCUUUGUUUAUGAGCCGGCCGUGGAUGCUUCAACCGGCAAAUUUCGUCUCAUUCCCAUCGAAAAGGUUUAUCAGUUCAAGCCGAAACGAGAAAACCUGCAAAAGAUGACUAUCGAGGAAGUCGAAGCUGCGAUGAAAAAGGGAGGUUCUGACCCCGAAUGGCUGAUUCGCCACCGAGAAGCUCGCAUCCAGGAAGCCUUGAAAGAGCGCGCUGUCAGAGAAAGUAGGGCACUCUUUUCCGGGGCAGCACGGACGACAGUCGAUGCAGGAAGGACUGGCGAGGAAGCGGAUCUGGACUAUGAAGACGACUUUGCCGAUGAUGAGGAGGGUGAUCUCUUCGUGGACAAGGAUGAGGAUGAGAAGCUCGCCGAGAAGCGUAUCAAGGAGGAUCAGUUACAAGCCAACUUCCUCGAUUUCAAGGACCUGAAGGAGUAUGAUGAGGCGGAAGCCCGAGAAAAGCGCGAAGCUGAGGCCAGAAAGAAGAACUUCCGGGACUUGAGAAAGGCGCUGGAAAGGCGGGAGCGGAAUUACAAUCACGGUAGUGAUUCCGAAAAUGAAUCCUCAACCGACAGCGAGGAAGAACGAGAGCGAAUCGAACGUGAGCGUCUUGCCAACGUCAAGAAGGAAGAAGAGGCUGAGGCCAAGAAAUCGGCCCUGUCGUCCGGCGCAAACACUCCCUCGGGUCGAAAGGAGAAGAAAGGUUCUGACCGCGAAGAUGAAGGUGGCAUGAAGAAGUCAACAUCGACGCGCUCUUUGAAACGUCCUGGCUCGCCAAAUCUGUCUGAUGCCUCGGGUACGGACGUGUCUUCGCGGAAGAAGAAGCUCAAGUCGAAGCAUCUGCCCUCUAGUCAGCCGACGCCGGGCCAUUCGAGACCCAUGUCCCCUGUCAAUGUUCCGCCUAGCUCCUCUGCUCCGCAAACGUUGGAUCCUUUGGCGGCGCUGAAGGCACGAAAGCGAGCGGGUGCUGCCAGCCCUAUAGGAGCCGGAUCAGACACAGAUACCGACGCCGCUGCCAUGUCCGAUAGCAGUCGUGCUCAGCGACGCCUCAAGCUCAAAAUGUCGGCCUCUCCACCUCCCACUGGCGCGGCAGGGACAGCCUCACCACCAGCUCAACCAUCCUCGCGUGCAGCGUCCCCAACUCCUGUCUCUGCGGGAGGUAGCGUUCCUCGACCGGUAGCAUUUCCCUCGGCGCAAGACAUCAAGAAUGCGAUCCCACCCCAAGGUAUCACAGUCAAAGACCUUAUGAAGGUAGUGGCCCACCCCAAGGACAAACAGAAGGAGUUUGUGGCGCUGGUCAAGGAGGUGGCGAGUUACGACAAGGAACGGGGAGUGUUGUUGCCGAAAUAG
Messenger RNA from Fonsecaea erecta, 2160 nucleotides. RefSeq lists its product as hypothetical. NCBI's taxonomy places the organism in Eukaryota, Fungi, Ascomycota, Eurotiomycetes, Chaetothyriales, Herpotrichiellaceae. Gene Ontology annotation, molecular function: DNA binding; RNA polymerase II general transcription initiation factor activity; TFIIF-class transcription factor complex binding. The coding region runs from base 1 to 2160 and encodes 719 amino acids. The record is from RefSeq and is a predicted model, not a curated record. Gene Ontology annotation, biological process: positive regulation of transcription elongation by RNA polymerase II; transcription initiation at RNA polymerase II promoter. The transcript is spliced from 2 exons. Gene Ontology annotation, cellular component: transcription factor TFIIF complex; nucleus.